Messenger RNA from Lepisosteus oculatus (spotted gar), 4238 nucleotides. RefSeq names its product SR-related CTD-associated factor 4a (gene scaf4a). Gene Ontology annotation, molecular function: RNA binding; RNA polymerase II C-terminal domain phosphoserine binding. The record is from RefSeq and is a predicted model, not a curated record. Gene Ontology annotation, biological process: negative regulation of termination of RNA polymerase II transcription, poly(A)-coupled. Lineage: Eukaryota; Metazoa; Chordata; Actinopteri; Semionotiformes; Lepisosteidae. Gene Ontology annotation, cellular component: nucleus.
CACAUCACAAAGUCAUAAUUUUAUUCUGAUAAGUACAUCAAUUCAAAACUGCAUCCCUCUAUUGUUCCCGACUCCCGCCAUCAGCGUGGACUGAGCGCACAAGCGCGCCCCCUGGUGGACGGCGGUGACGUCGCUCCCAAUCCCAUGCUGCCCUGCGUCUCCGCCAUACCGCCGAGCGUCUGCAGCUGAGACCUGCUGGAAGCGGACAUGUUAGACCGGCCUGACCGGAGAUAAACGCUGUGCAUACGGGAAGAAAAGGAAAGGCGCCGAAAAGGAAAGCCAUGGAUGCUGUUAACGCUUUCAACCAGGAGUUAUUCUCCUUGUUGGACAUGAAGCCUCCAAUAUCUCGUGCAAAGAUGAUCUCCAUUACCAAAUCGGCAAUUAAAGCUAUUAAGUUAUACAAGCAUGUUGUCCAGAUUGUAGAGAAGUUCAUCAAAAAGUGUAAACCAGAAUACAAGGUCCCGGGACUCUAUGUUGUUGAUUCUAUUGUUCGUCAGUCACGGCAUCAGUUUGGACCAGAUAAGGAUGUUUUUGGGCCCAGAUUCACAAAAAACAUCACUGGAACAUUCCAAAACCUCUAUCUAUGUCCAACUGAAGAUAAGAGUAAAAUUGUGCGCGUGUUGAACCUCUGGCAGAAGAACGGUGUAUUCAAGAUUGAAAUCAUCCAGCCUUUGCUGGACAUGGCAGCCGGAGCCAGCAGCAGUACCACAGCGCCUGACACAGAGAACGAUACUGCUGAUGCAGUAGGUUCCCCCUCCAGUCCUGGCAAGACCUCUGCUGAGCCCCCUGUCCCUGCCGCUGUCACUGCCAACUCGAUAGUUGCCGCCGUCCCUCAGCUGCAGAACUCGGAUGCUUUCGCUGCUGUAGCUCAGCUGUUUCAGUCCACACAGGGGCAGCAGCUUCAGCAAAUCCUGCAGACCUUCCAGCAGCCGGCAAAGCCACAGUCCCCUGCUCCCGAGAACAACCUGCUGGCCCAGAUCCAGCCUGCAGCUGUCCAGCGCAGCCUUCCGGCCGCCCAGCCCGCAGAGCAGAAAGCAACCUUUGACAAGACUCUGCUUGAUCGCUUUGAUUAUGAUGAUGAGUCAGAAGGAGGAGAAGAUGCUAAAAAGGAAGAAACAACUUCUGCGUCACAGCCUUUUGUAUUUCCGGAAAAUAUCCAGCAGCCAGUAUAUCCGCAGCUUCCUACACAAAUUCCUAACAUGGAACACUUUCAGCAGCGCUUAUUAGGAAUGGCACAAGAACAGCAACAUCAGGUAACGCUUCCUCCAAAUGGACAGCUUCAAGGAUACGGUCUCAUGCCCACCCAGCCCUUCCCAGCCAUGGUUCAGCAGAUGGCCCAGCCUGUUUUGCCUCAGCAGACUCCCGCGGUCCCUUCAGUGUUUCCUUCGGGAUAUCCACCCCAGAACGAGGCUUAUUCACAGCAGAUGGCACAGCAGCAACAAGAAGUAUCAAUGGAAAUAGAUCCACCAGUAAUGAAGGAAGGAAAACAUCGUUCAGAAGGGAGGAAAUCAAGGUCUAAGUCUGCUUCCAGAUCUCCCAAAAGGAGGAGAUCUCGGUCUAAUUCCCGCUCCCGGAGAUCACGGCACAGGAGGUCUCGAUCUCGCUCCCGAGAUCGCCGCAGGCAUUCACCGCGCUCCCGGUCGCAGGAGAGGCGAGAGAGGGAAAAGGAGAGGGAGAGGAGGCAGAAGGGACUGCCGCACAUCAAGAGCGAGACUCUCAGUGUUUGUAGCACGACUCUCUGGGUAGGUCAGCUGGACAAAAGAACGCAGCAGCAGGAUGUGGCAAGCCUCCUGGAGGAGUUUGGGCAGAUUGAGUCUAUUAAUAUGAUCCCACCCAGAGGCUGUGCGUAUAUUGUGAUGGUUCACAGACAGGAUGCCUUCCGAGCCUUACACAAGCUAAGCCGAGGGUCUUACAAAGUAAACCAAAAGGCUAUAAAGAUUGCAUGGGCAUUAAACAAAGGAAUCAAACCUGAGUACAAGCAGUAUUGGGAUGUGGACCUGGGGGUGACCUACAUCCCCUGGAACAAAGUGAAGCUUGAAGACCUGGACAGCUUCCGUGAAGGAGGCAUUUUAGACACAGAGACGCUGUGUCCAGAGUGGAAGAACCUUUCGAAUGACACAGAGAAAAGUGAUGAAGUCGCUCAGAACGGAGGUUCAGAGGCUGUACAGGCUGAAGAAACGACAGUUGUUGCUCCUGUACAGGUAAAACCUGUAGGAUUUCAGGUGCCUUCAGUUCAGCCAAUGGGAGCCGUCGGAGCUCUGCAGCCCCCCGGAUUUCCAGCUCACAUGGGGCUGCCUCCUCCAGCCUUCCCACCGGGAGUGCCCCCUCCACCACCUCCACCCUUUAUGCGGCCUGGAUUCAACCCCCUUCAGAUGCCACCAGGAUUCCUGCCCCCCGGCACUGUGCCUCCGAUGGCCACAGGAGGACCUUUACCUCCUAAUGUUGCCGUCAGCGUCCCAACAUCUGGAAGUUCGGGAGAAGAUACUACAAAGGACACUUCAAGUGGGAAUCAGGUCUCCUCUGCUGUUGGUGUGAGAACCAAUUCUGAACCUACAGAUAACUCCAAGUUGUAUGGAUCGGUACCAGCACUGAACCAGGGCAUCGGCACCAACCUUCCCGUGUCUAUGCCACAGCCCAUGGCUGGCCUUACAGGUAGUCAAGUGGGUGCUCCAGGUGGCCCAGUAAUGAAUCUGCAGCCCCCCUCCGGGGGUCUGUUAGGAGCCCGGCCUGGUAUGAUCCCUCUUCAGCGGCCCCCAGGAGUCCCUCCACCCCACAUGCAGCGCUUCCCGUUGCUCCCGCCUCGCCCCAACAUGCCCAUGCCUCCCCAGAUGAUGCACAGGGGACCCCCCCAGCUCCUGCACAGAGAGCCCCCGCCCGGGGGAUACGGCAUCCCACCACCCCACAGCUUGAGGGGGCCGUUCUCCCCCCACGGCCCCUUCAUUCGGCCCGGUGGCCCGAGAGGCCCCCCGGAGGGGCCCGACGAGCGGGACGGCAGGCAGUUCAGGAGCGAGCGGCCAGGCUUCGGCCCGGGGCGCGAGCGGGAGCAGGACCGGUUCGGGAGGCGGCCUUUCGGGGGCGGGGCCGGUGGAGGGGCUGGGGGCCGGGGGGAGCCGGAGGGCAGGGAUCGCUACAUCGGCCGCCACGACGAGUAUGGCCGCGACCGGAGGGACUGGGGCCGGAGCCCAGAGCACGAGCGGCCCAGGGACGGCGAGGAACGGAGCAGGCGGGCUAGCGGACACCGUGACCGAGACAGUACCAGGGAGCGUGAGUCGCGCAGAGACAGGGAGGACAACCGUGGCCGGGAGAAGGCUGACGAGGCAGAGAGUACUGACAGAUACCGUGACUCGGACACCGCUGAGCAAGCUGCGUCCUCCGAGAAAGAACUGCCCACGCCGGACCCUGAGCCCACAGCGUCUUCGGACGUGACUAUGGAGCCAAAGGCCGUGGAGUCGUCUGGAUCCACUGAGCCAGUGGAGACGCCCCAAGAGGCCAGAUCCUAGAAAGAGAGAAAAAAGGAAAAACUGCUCAGGCAGACGUGGAGCGCUGCCCUGUGAACCACAUCGUCCUACUUCGGAGCUUGAAUGUUGUAAAGAAACAAAACGCUGUAAAUACGCUUGUGCUACUCAACACCUCUUUGUAGUUUUGGGGGAAGCGUUUUGUUUAUACCCCAUGUGUUUCAAGAAAAACAAUUAAAUUGACUUAAACACAAAACAAUAUAAAAAAAAACUUUUGCUGUAACUUUUUUUUUAACUUUAAAUGUUUACAGAGCAUAGGAAUUGAGAGGUUUAUAUCAUUUUUAAAUUAAAACAAAUUUAAAUCUCUUCCAACGUUUGAGCUUUAGGGAUUUGUUUUUAAUAAACUAUUUUCGUACCAAACUUUAAAGUGUGAUAUUCUUCCUGGAAAUGUAUGAUUUUAAAAGCUGAUUGUUAUCUGGCAAUGUCCACAUGCUUGGAAUUGUUUAAUGAUAUCGUUUUCUGGUGUGACAAUUUUUGCUACAUUUUUACUUGUUAAAGACUGUACAGAAUUAUAUAUAUAUCACAGAAAAAUGCAGUAUCCAAAGUAACUGUUUAAUUGCUGGGGAAAUGCUUUAUUGAUUUUUUUCCAACAUAUGCUGUAUACAUAAAAAUUACAAAUGUUUUGAUUUGAGGCCGCCCUUCAUCUUUGCUAUACUAAUUCCUGGUUUACAGUUACCAGUCAAUGUCACGAUUGUGUCAUUAAAAAGGUAAGUUUUGUAUUAA